GGUGGGCCUAUCCAUGUGAAACAAGAACCGCUUGAUCCGGAUGAAGAUGAGCUUAUUAAUGUGAAACAAGAAAGAGAGCUGCUUAUCCCAGAUGAAGAUGGGCUUGUUCAGGUGAAACAAGAAAGAGAGACGGUAAUUGCCUAUGAUGAAGUUCCUUCAAUUGAUAUCAAAGAAGAGGAGGGACAGCACAUUUAUUGUGAUGGACUUGUUCACGUGAAAAAUGAAACAGAGAUGCUUAUCCAAGAUGAAGGUACCAAUGAUAGUAAACCAGAAGAAUCCACACCUCAUGAUUUUAAAAACAAUACAAAGAUUCAUCACACUGGUGAGAGGCCUCUUCAAUGUCAUCUCUGUAAUUAUAAAUCAGCACAACAUAUAAAUAUGAAAAAACAUAUAAUGAUACAACAUGAAGGUGAGAAGCCUUUUCUCUGUCCUCACUGUGACUUUAAAUCAUUAUAUUUUGGAAAUUUAAAAAGUCAUAUAAAAACCCGUCACACUGGUGAGAAGCCUCAUCAAUGUCCUCAAUGUGAUUAUAAAUCUGCUACUUCUAAUCAGUUGAAAAAACAUAUAAUGGUCCAUCAUACAGGAGAGAAGCCUCAUCACUGUCCUCAUUGCGACUUUAAAUCAGUUUAUAGUAAAAGUGUGAAAAAACAUAUAAUGACCCGUCACACAGAUGAGAAGCCCCACCACUGUCCUCAGUGUGACUUUAAAACUGCUUCUUAUCAUAGUUUAAAUAAACAUAUAAAGGCCCGUCACACAGAUGAGAAGCCCCAUCACUGUCCUUAUUGUGACUUUAAAACAUUUCAUAAUGGAAGUGUGAAAAGACAUGUAUUGUCCCAUCACACAGGUCAGAAGAAGCCCCAUUACUGUCCUCAUUGUGAUAUGAAAUUUGCUGCAUCUCCUCAGUUGAAAAAACAUUUAGGGGCCUAUCAUGUAGGUGAGAAGCCUUAUCACUGUUUUCACUGUGAUUAUAAAUCUAAAACUGUUAACAUGUUGAAAAUACAUUUAUCAGCCUGCCACAGCGAUGAGAAGCAUCACCAAUGUCCCAUAUGUGACUUUAAAUCGUUUUAUGCAGAUCAUUUGAAGAGGCACAUAAUGGCCCGUCACACAGGAGAGAAGCCUCAUCGCUGUUCUCAAUGUAACUUUCAAUCAGUUCAUAAAGCAAGUUUGAAAAGACAUAUGAUGGCCUAUCAUACAGGUGAGAAACCUUAUCACUGCUCUCACUGUGAUAGGAAAUUUAUUACUUCUCAGCCACUGGAAAUACAUAUAAUGACCCAACAUACAGGUGAGAAACCUUAUCAUUGUUAUCAUUGUGAUAAGAAAUUUGUUACAACAAACCAGUUGAAAAGUCAUGCAAUGUACUGUCAUUCAGUUGAGAAGCCUUAUCAUUGUUUUCACUGUGAUUAUAAGUCAGGUGUAUUUCAGCAGUUGAAAAAACAUAUAUUGAUUCGUCACUCAGGUGAGAAGCCUCAUCACUGCCCUCACUGUGAUUACAAAUCUGCUACUUCUAAUAAUUUGAAAACACAUAUAAUAGUUCAUCACACAGGAGAAAAGCCUCACCACUGUCUUCAGUGUAGCUAUAAAUCAGUUAAACUUCACUCUUUGAAACUGCAUAUAUUAGCCUGCCACAGCGAUGAGAAGCCUCACCAGUGUCCCCACUGUCACUUUAAAUCUGCAACUUCUCAAAAUUUGAAAAGACAUAUAAUGGCCUCUCACACAGGUGAGAGGCCUCAUCACUGUCCUUAUUGCGACUUUAAAACAGUCCAUAAGGGAAGUGUGAAAAGACAUAUAUUGUCCCAUCACACAGGUCAGAAGAAACGUCAUUACUGUCCUCAUUGUGAUAUGAAAUUUGUUUCAUCUCCUCAGUUGAAAAAACAUUUAGGGGCCUAUCAUACAGGGGAGAAGCUUUAUCACUGUUUCCACUGUGAUUAUAAAUCUGUUACAUUUCAACAGUUAAAAAGACACAUAAUGACACAUGAGAUAGUGGGAUAAAAUCCUAAAAUGGGACACUAAUUGUGAUGUUUUGUGUAUUGUAUUUUAUUGAAAAAUUUGAUUUCCUUUUGAAGACAGAUAAGAGAUGACCAUUGGUUUUAUAAGAAAUGAUUGAUUAUUUUAAAAAUGAUUCUCAUGAUGAAAUUCAGUCGUGAACUUGAUGUCAUGGAGAGAAUAAAUGAGAUUGAAAUAAGCUUAUCAUUUAUUCUAAAUCAUAGUUCUAAGCAGAAUAAUCCCAAGGAAAUCGCAGUGCAGAAUACUUAUCGUGUCCUGUAUAUGCAUGUUUUUUUUUCAUAAACAAUAAUACUCUAACACAAUAAAGGGAUUGGAAUAAUUGUACUUUUAGAGUUAUAACUAUAAGAAUUUUCAGAUAAAAAUGUUAAAU
Molecule: messenger RNA, 2374 nt
Organism: Nezara viridula (southern green stink bug)
Lineage: Eukaryota; Metazoa; Arthropoda; Insecta; Hemiptera; Pentatomidae
Source: the annotation of a GenBank genome assembly